CUCUCACAGAUCCAUCGGCGACGGCCUCCACUGAGACUGUAGAUAUCACAACUCGGUUCUUUACAGCGUGUAGAGACGCUCUUGGCCCUGGGGAACUUUGUCAUGGUUCGUGGUUCACACUUCAGCAUUCGAUGUCUGCAAUCGAAAUCAUGGAUCCCAAAAUGGAUAUUCGCAUGCUUGGUUCUCGCCGCGUUGUUUCGACUGCUGAGGCACUGGCUACGGGUGUCUUGCCGUUAGCUCCAUUUGAGAAUAAAUCUGAAUUAGUUGGAAUUAUGGACGAAUUACUGGCGUCUCUUGUGAAUUGGCUCACAGGGGACUCGCUUGCCCAAACGGUUUUCAUAUGCAUGUAUAUGCACUGUACUCAGCUUGUUCGUGAUGUGCACCUGGCUGCUUUUUGUGAACUUUUACGACGGUGUGUCUACCAACUCCGUCAGUUUAUUAUGGCUGCUGGUGCAUUCGAGGAAGAGGACCAUUAUGCACUUACGCAUGGAAUGCCUUUAAAAGAACCUAAUUUUUCUUUUGGUGAUUUGGAUAUUCAUCCAGGUGGUGUAUAUCUCAGUAAAUACUCUUCAGUUGACCUGGUCACUCAUGCCCAGCGCUUGUUAUCUGAAUGCUCCAGUAAUACACCCGAUGCUGCCGUAGAAGGAAUGGAUUAUGUUCGUAUACGGAUAGAAUUUUUAGUGCACCUCCUUCAGUUAACUGACACUUUGCUCGCACACGUGGAAAACCUCGAUGAUCUCGUCUUGAAGGAUUCUGAGCUUGAAGAAUUCGGCUGUUCUUCCGACCACCCUGGGCCUGAGGUUGGAGUUACCAAUUUUAAUCAACAGCCUUGGGAGUCACAUGACGUUGAGCAGUUUUGGAUGAAGCUGGUUUCGAUGUCUACCGAGUGUCAGUCCCACCUCGUUACUUUGAAUCAUUUAGCUGCCGAACUUCUGGCAACUGCGUCGUUUGGUCUCAGUCCUGGACCCGGGAAAACUUCUCCUAAAGAGUCUUUUUACGGAAUACCCGGAUUCGAACCCUUAUUAAACCAAACGAACCUCCCGUCGUAUAUUCCACGGUUCGUAGUUGUGCACGAUCGACUCGCGGCCUUCACAUAUUUCUGUGAUCUUACUGACCACAUGAUGCGUCUUACGAAUACUUUUCAUGAGGUUGGUACAAGACAUUUGAACUCUCCUAGUGCGUCUUCACUGCAUUUGCUUUGGUCUUUGAUGCGGUCAUGCGGACAAACACCGUGUACAUAUGUGACAAAGAUUUUCGGGGUUUCUCGUGAUGCACAAACUUCCGUCCCUCCAUCGAAUUCCAGUAGUUGCCUGUUGUCACGAACACUUUCUAGUUUUCUGUAUUUUGUCUCAAUGGACCGGUUACACCAGUUACCAGAAGCCGCGACAAUGCAUGCACUCUUUGCACUUCGCUCCUGGCUGCUACUUGAACCGAGUCACUUUCGGACAGUACUCGAGGGUAUCGUUUCAGAUCUCAGUGGAUUAAAAGAUUUCUUUGAUGUGCUGGGAGAACAAUUAUCUCUGAUCCCGCGUCUCUAUUGUCUCAAUCGAUCGCGUCAGCGUACUGCACUGGUACAAUGUUUGCAAAAACUACCGGAUAUUCUUGAAAAUUGUUUACGUAUUGAGUGGAUUAUUGGUGUGGAGCUAGCCAAGAGGCUUGACCCAGAAGCUAAAGACAACCGGUUGGACGAGCCCCUAAAGCCAGUUGCACUCCAACUGACCAGCCUUCUGUGUUAUUAUUAUUAUCAACUUGCUUGGGACUAUCUUAUUUCUGGAUUCCAGUUGGAGCUGUACAGUCCGCAUGAAUGGAUUUUCAUGUACACUUUCAUUAUCCAGCUGUUGCAAAACCUUCAUGGUCUUUUAGAACGCUUCAUAGCCAUUUCAUUCAGCAACGAUACUCAACCGAGCAAGCAUGACUCACUACCUCACGUUUUAAAUGGAAAUGCUUCCUGUUCACAGUGCGCUAAUAUAUCUUCCGGCGCUGGCGACAGCACAGUUCACUCUCAUCGCUCAUCUGGAAACCGUCGCAAAAAGAACAAGAAGCAUUGGAAACCCGCUUUUGUGAACCCUCCCACAAAACCUGCCACACUACCGGAGGGAAGGCCACAUAAUCUGUCACAAAGCAGCACACUUCUUAAGAUUUGCGGACCGUGUUCAGAGACUGAGCUUGUGGUUCUCACUGUCCAUCGAUUUUUGACAGCUGCAACGAUGUACGCCUUGCGAGCUCUACAGCUUGAUGGCGGUGGUGACCCCGUUUUGGACAAAAAUGUCCCCAAUCUCCGCGUUGGUUAUGGCAAUCCUGUGGUUAUUUACGGUCGACGUUUGGGAAUUUUCUUGCUGACCCCCAACUCGCCUCUUGUAGACAUCGGUGGUGUUCAGGGUGCCUUUGAUGCAUGUAAGCAGUACCUGACAACCGACAUCUUCCAGUCCGGUAACACAUCAGAACUGUACGAACGAGCUUGGCGCAACUUCGAGAACGCCCGUGUUCGGACGCAGUUGGCAUUAAAACGCCAACAAGAAGACUUAAAAAUAUCUAUGCCUGGUCUGGGUGAUGGACGUAACAUGCUUCCGACUGAUUUCUUUCAACGUUUCUUCAAUGCUCCUGACCGGUUGUCUGAUUUGGAUCGACUGGCUAAUCAUAACGCUAUCGCUUGUCGGGUACUUGCGACAUGCCCUGAUCGCCGUCCCAAACCGGAUGAGGCGACUCAACACAAAUACACUUUCCUUACAUCGGGUCCGGUGAGAUUAGAGUUCGACCAUUUGACGAGUAAGGCCUAUCCACUCAUACGUCUCGUCAGUCCACUGGUUUCUAAGUGAUCUGCCACGCUGACGAUUUCAAAAGGCCACACGAACACGACGUGCAGCGCCCUUCUCCAACUGGUGUUACGUACCAUGCUCUGUGAUCUGUCCGCCAGCCUCAUUGUCCCUAACCGUUGUUGCUGAGCGCCCUCCAUGCCACAAUAGAUUGGAGAACACUAACGGUAUUUUGUACUUCAUCCCCUUUAGACCGUUGCCCAAAAUGUGAAUCACUUGAUGUUUGUACAGUUUUCUG
Messenger RNA from Opisthorchis viverrini, 3051 nucleotides. RefSeq lists its product as hypothetical. Gene Ontology annotation, cellular component: NatC complex. The transcript has 3 exons. NCBI's taxonomy places the organism in Eukaryota, Metazoa, Platyhelminthes, Trematoda, Opisthorchiida, Opisthorchiidae. Gene Ontology annotation, biological process: N-terminal peptidyl-methionine acetylation. The record is from RefSeq and is a predicted model, not a curated record. The annotation marks the transcript as partial.